AUGGAGAGCAUUACUAUCGACUCGCCUCCGCCUGGUCCUAAAGGUAAGGAGAAGGCCACGAGCCACGACUCGCGUCCUGCGCCUACUCCGGGACCUUCGUCUGCGCGUCCGGCAUACCCGCCUUCAGUCGCUCUUAGUCCGGUCGCCUCGCUCCUGAAUUUUGGUCCAGAGGCCCUGGCCGUUCCCCUCUCCCGUACGCCGAGCUCCGACCUUUCCCUUGUCUCUCCAUUCCCUCGCAGCGAGAUAGCCCCGGACCAAUUCGGACACCUCUACCAGAUUAUCGCAGAGCUGCGGGAGCAGUCAAUUGUGGCUCGUGAAAAUGUGGUAAGCCUGCGGGAGGAAAAUACACGGUUCCGCCGCGAGUUGGAUGAGGCGCGGAGGGUCGAUGAUCAGGCACUGCAGGAAGUGCGGAAGGCCCUCGAGGAGUCACGCGCGGACCUGCGCAACCUGCAGGAGGAGCAUGGGAGGGUGUCAAUGGCAGUGAAUGACCUGCGGAUCGAGGUGAAUAAUUCAGUGCUCGCCCUGCGUAACCAGAUCUCGACUGCCCACACCCGUCUUGCGAGUAUCGAGGAACGGAUGGACCAGGAGUCUUCGGAGGGGUCACGUACGGAGGCAGAGGAUCUGGUCGGUGAGGGCGAGAUACAGGGUCGUGCUCCGAGCCCUUUCUCCUAA
Molecule: messenger RNA, 672 nt
Organism: Gloeophyllum trabeum ATCC 11539
Lineage: Eukaryota; Fungi; Basidiomycota; Agaricomycetes; Gloeophyllales; Gloeophyllaceae
Exons: 2
Coding region: 1-672 (223 amino acids)
Source: RefSeq, a predicted model, not a curated record